This is a messenger RNA of Tribolium madens (black flour beetle), 1020 nucleotides long. RefSeq lists its product as uncharacterized. Bases 94 to 945 code for a protein of 283 amino acids. The transcript has 5 exons. The record is from RefSeq and is a predicted model, not a curated record. NCBI's taxonomy places the organism in Eukaryota, Metazoa, Arthropoda, Insecta, Coleoptera, Tenebrionidae.
GUUGGUUCAAAUGUUUUGUUUUGACUUGAAAUAUAUGCAAUAAAGUAUUACAUUACAUUUUCAUUCUAAAAUAAAAAACACCGGAAUGUAUCCAUGAUGUAUCCUAAGUGUGAUAAUUGUGAAAUACUGUUACUGUCUGAAGAGCAACGAAUUGAAUGGUAUAAAGACCUUAGUGCAAAAAACAUUCUGUUGCACAAGAAACUCAUUGAACAACAGGAACUGAUAACUAUUUUGAAGAAAAAAUUAUUAGAGAAAAGGACAAGUUGUGUAUCUGAAUACAUAACAAACUUGGUUGAUCAAACACGUAGAACAGAACAUGACAGUUUUCAAAAUAGUCAACUUCUUCACCAAAAUCUCAAGGAAAAGUUGUUGGAAGUAACUGCAUUUUUGGAAAUAUUUAAUGCUGAAAGGGAAUCAUUUCAACAAGAAAUUGAAGAGAAUGAGAGACAUUUCACAGAACACAUGUCUUAUUUAAAUGGACAGGUUGAUUAUUUUCGAGAAUCAUUAUUCCGUGAACUAGAGGAAUCUAAUAGAAUCAAACAUUAUUUUAUCAAAAAAUUAUCUGGCGUUGCCUCUGCUAGUUACAAUAUUGUACUGGAAACCUUAAAAGAGGAAGGUGAAAAAUUAAAUAACGAACUUAAGUUAAGAUACAGGCAAACAAUUCAAAAAAGUAAGGAAGAGAUUGAAAGACAAAGUCUGCUUGUUUCAAAACUGAGAAAACAUAACAGACAGCUCUACUCAGUUAUUCAAAAGUCAAAAUUUGAAAAUGAAAUAAAAAUAUCAAAAUUAGAGAAAAAUGUAAAAGAUUUGAAAAUGACAGUAAAAAAAUUACAAGAAAAAAAUGAAUGCUUACACACCCAAAUAAAAUUAGAAGUGGAAGGUUGUCAGAACGAUAUUUUUGACGCUAGGAAGAAAAUAAGGACAUUUAUAAAACCCAAAAGUUAAAUACAUAACAAUAUUUAAUUCAGACUCAAUUAAUUUACAAUUAAAAUUUAAAUAAAUUACUUGUAAAAAACUUAA